Molecule: messenger RNA, 2940 nt
Organism: Lineus longissimus
Lineage: Eukaryota; Metazoa; Nemertea; Pilidiophora; Heteronemertea; Lineidae
Exons: 4
Coding region: 1-2940 (979 amino acids)
Molecular function (GO): 3'-5'-RNA exonuclease activity
Source: RefSeq, a predicted model, not a curated record
AUGGCAGUUGGGCUUCAGGUUCAGCUUACUUCCAUUUGUGUUCUGUUGAUGGUUGCUGAGAAAAUGGAAAAGACCUACCUCGGAGCUCAUACUGAGGCUGCAAAGAUCACCAUUGAGGAUCUUCAUAGCAGUGACCUUCAGCCUAUGGAUCUUGACCACUUCACUAUGGGGCUUUUAUUUGAACUAUACAAGUAUGUUAAAGUGAAGGGUUUACUCACAAAAGUAUUCAUUAAGUGGUUUGAGAAACUUUGUCCUUUGGCCAACAGAGGCCAGGCAGACUUAGAGAAAGUGCGGAAAAGGGUAGAUCUUUUAUUUCAAAAAAGGAAAACUUUGCUCAGUAAAAAGCAGAAAGAAAAAGCAAAUGAACUAGAUGAUACAUUCUUUGAUUUCCGGACUGUCAGGAAAGUAGAUGUUUAUGUUGAUGCAGGUGGUGGUGAUGAUGGUCUGGACAAUCAUUCACAGCCAGACAUCGAGGAAGUUUCCUUUGUAUCCGAUGUUAACACGGUUGAUGUAGGGGAAGUACAACUGCCAGAUAUAACACACAGAGCCGUCAGAGGUCAUGGACAUACGGAGCUAGAACCAAUGAAGCAAAAAAAUGAACUGACCUUUGAAAUAAUUCAAAAGCAACGCAGAAUUCGUACACUAGAAACAAAAAUAUCAACACUAAAGGAGGACUACAACAAAAUAAAGAAAAUAGUGGGUCACUUCAAUCCUCGGAAUGUAAGAAAAAGAGACAAGUUAGCGAAAACUAGGGCUGAACAGUUUAAGAUAACCUCUAAAGAACUUCGUGAAAAAGAUGAUGAAAUUGCAGGACUCACUGUAAAGUUAGAGCAACUGACAGAAGACGGGGCCCUUGCUCAUCAGCAGUUUUUAAAUGACCAAAUAAAUGCUGUAGGACAGUUGAAAAACAAACUAAUCAAAGCACGUCGACACCUUCAAAAAGCUGAUGUCCCAAAUCCUUCUACUGUACGAGCCAUAUCAGAUGAAGGUCAAUAUGUAGCCAAACGCUUUAUUGCGGAGCAGCUCAAGGAGAGUACGAAUUGGGGUUUGUGCAAAGAUGGAACGACUCGUAAAAAAAGGAAAAUUUUGGACACUUCCAUCACUCUGAGUUCCGGAGAUAUCAUUAGCCUUGGUUUUACCAGAGUGGCCCACGAGACAGGCGAGGCUAUUGCUGGUACCUCAAAGGACGCUUUAACGGAAAUAGCUGAAAUGCAGGCACAUGAUGACACUGGUCUGACAUCAGAAUCCUUUAUUGAGGAGCAUGGACUAAAAAAACUUAGCUAUUUCAUGAGUGACAGAGCCGCUAAUGAGAAAAAGAGCAAUAGACUUCUUAAUGAAUGGAAGCAGGAGACAUUACAAACGGAUGAGGACCAGCAGACUGUCCACAGUUUUCACUGCAGUGUGCAUGUGCUCUUGGGGUUUCAUUCCAAUACAGUUGCAGCACUGAAGCCUCUUGAAGCUGAAAUUUCAGAAGAACUUGGUCAUGGCCUUGGAAUGAAAGGAAAGGACAUGUUCAAAGACUGGAAAUCCAAACCUGCGGUUGAGCGGAUAGCACUGUCAGCAUCCCAAAUAUUCGGGCCAGAGGGGGACUACCUUGGGUUGCGUGACAAAUGGGAGGCACACUGUCAACAUGAGAAUAUAAAAUCCUGUAUUGAAAGCUACAAGGACAACCGAUUUAAUGGACUAUUCGCAGUAGCAGCACAAAUUGUUGCCCAUCGCUCAGACUUCAUCAAGGUUUUGGAAGCUGUUGAAAAGCCUAACAAGAAACUUCAAGCCGUUCUUGCUGAUCUGAAAUGUGACAUUAUUGUGACGCUCCUCCACGCCCUUGGGAUAAUCUUUGUAAAAGUCACCAGGCCGUAUUGGAUUCUCACUGGCACUAAGAAAGGAGAGAGUGUGAAAUAUCUUGAACUUUAUAAGGUGAUUCAGCCCUUGAGAAAUUUGCUUCACAGAUGUUCUACGGACCCUUCAGUGCUACUAGGUGAUGCGAAUCUUCUUGACUCUCUCCCAGUUGAACAGGAUUUUCUGUUUGACAGAGUUUUCAAAGUGCCUGAGGGACAGCACGACCUUGUGUGUAGAGUACUGAAAUUGAUCUGUGCUGCAUUCGUGAAGACCAUCGAUAAACAGUUAGCAGACUUUCUACCGGAAGGAUUGUAUGGUUCUGAACCCUCAGAGAUAGAUCUACAGCGGACAUCAUUUGCUCAUGUCAAUAACCUGGGAUGUGAGCACCAUUUUGGAGACUAUGACUCGAGUAUCAGGCGUCGCCCAAAUGCUUCUCUGCACUACCACAGUAGUGUGGAAAUCCUGAAAAGAAACAGAUGUGCAAUUAGAGUGUGGCUUAAAAAUCUGUCAGAAAAACAUAGGAAGAAAAUCUGGAAAGCUGCAAGAAAACAUGGCAAAAAACUUCGCGCAAAACACAAGGAACAAGAAACGUCUGUCAAAAUUCAGAUUCAUGAUGAACUGUUCAAAGCAAAGAAACUUGAGAAAAAAAUUGCAAAGAGACUUGUAAAGAAGGCAGCAGCUACACGUGCACGAAAGAAAGGGACAACUGCUCAGAAACAGACACUUAAUAAACAAACCAAGACUAAGACCAAGCGUACCAAGAGAGCAAUUCAAUGCCCAGAGCCACCAACUGAAGAAUUCAAACUGAAUCAAUGGAUUGCAGUAGCCUAUGUAGAAAAUUGGUAUCCAGGAUGCAUAGAAAAAGUCAGCUCCAAAGACGGUGUGACAGCCAACUUCUUGAAACCUGCAGGGAAGGUCGGAGAAUUUGUAAGACCUGCAAACCCAGAUAUAGCUGACGUCAUCCGAGCUGAUGUUCUUGCAAUAGGCUCCUCCUGCAUACCAGAACCCACUGCAGGGGGAAGGAGGUGGAGGAUCCCAUUCCCAAGUGCAUCUAAAAUCCAGCAGGCAUAUAUAGGCCUUAAGACCUACAGAAAGUGGUAG